AUGCAAGAAGUCGUGAUGGCUCUUGGGAACGGAAUAGAUGGAGAUUCCCUUCUUUCUUUUUCCCUUUCACUUCCUUAUGCUUCGCCUCAACGGCUGAGACUCUUUCGAUUUCCACGGUUUCGCUUUUUUUGGUUUCUUGAUUUACGCACGUGCGAAAUACUACGAUGUCGAAAUGUUCCCAAUAGUAGGUCUUUGCCUUGGCCUUAG
Messenger RNA from Plasmopara halstedii, 207 nucleotides. RefSeq lists its product as uncharacterized. The transcript is spliced from 2 exons. Bases 1 to 207 code for a protein of 68 amino acids. The record is from RefSeq and is a predicted model, not a curated record. Lineage: Eukaryota; Oomycota; Peronosporomycetes; Peronosporales; Peronosporaceae.